Messenger RNA from Brassicogethes aeneus, 870 nucleotides. The record is from the annotation of a GenBank genome assembly. NCBI's taxonomy places the organism in Eukaryota, Metazoa, Arthropoda, Insecta, Coleoptera, Nitidulidae.
AUGGCAUACCAAUAUCCUUUAUUUAACUUCACUACCCCACCUAACAUAUUAAAUCAGGAGAAUCGAUUAAACACUACAGAACAAUGUGUUCCCAAUUCUAAAGAAGAACUAAACAUCAUCGAAGAUUUUUUAAAUAAUUACUCCACGAACUUAGGAUACGAAGAUAGAGGACAGGCACCAUUUGGAUAUAAUCCGUACUUCUAUUACGAAAACCCAUCAAAGAAUUAUUCUUAUAAUAACUAUGGUGUUUCCAACUAUCCAAAGAAUAUGCCAGAAUUGCCUCCCACAAACAGUUUUGUACCUCUAAAUGCAACAGAUACUGGCAAUUAUUUUAACUUCAACCAGUAUCUUCCGGACGUUCCUACUGACAGUCUGAUUCCCCAAGAAAGACCAACGUACUUCCAUUAUAAUCAGCCUCAACCUCACCAAAAUCCCCUUACAUUAACCGCUGGUAAGCCUACUUGCCUUCCUCAAGAACCUCUUUUAAAGGUGGAUCCAAAACUCAAGUGUAAAUUUUGCGACAGGGUGUUUGCGAAAGAGGCCUACUUUACACAACACAAUAAUGCCCACCAUAACGAUAAAAAUCAAUUCCAGUGCAAGAUAUGCGGAAAGAAGUUCUUCUCGCAAAAAAUCCUAGACACACACGCGAAAAAACACAAAGGCAACAAACCGCACAAGUGCAACAUUUGCCCGAAACAGUACAAUUUCAAAUCCGACUUGAAUCGGCACAUGUUUGUACACUAUAAGACGAAGGUGAAACCUUACAAUUGUACCACUUGUGGUAAGGGAUUUCUACGAAAGGAUCAUUUUAAUAACCAUCAGUUGAGUCACGAGAGAAAAUCUAAGUUGUACAACAUGAAGAGACAAUAA